Messenger RNA from Emys orbicularis (European pond turtle), 1746 nucleotides. It is a transcript of the gene SLC5A7, whose product is annotated as solute carrier family 5 member 7. The transcript is spliced from 8 exons. NCBI's taxonomy places the organism in Eukaryota, Metazoa, Chordata, Testudines, Emydidae. Gene Ontology annotation, molecular function: choline:sodium symporter activity. The coding region runs from base 1 to 1746 and encodes 581 amino acids. Gene Ontology annotation, biological process: neuromuscular synaptic transmission; transmembrane transport; acetylcholine biosynthetic process. The record is from RefSeq and is a predicted model, not a curated record. Gene Ontology annotation, cellular component: axon; dendrite; plasma membrane.
AUGCCUUUCCAUGUGGAGGGGCUGGUAGCUAUAAUUGUAUUCUAUCUGGCAAUCCUGUUUGUUGGAAUAUGGGCUGCCUGGAAAACCAAAAACAGUGGCAGCGAUGGAGAUCGCAGAGAAGCUAUCAUAGUCGGUGGACGAGAUAUAGGCUUGCUAGUUGGUGGAUUUACGAUGACCGCCACCUGGGUUGGAGGAGGCUAUAUCAACGGGACAGCAGAAGCUGUGUAUGUCCCAGGCUACGGGCUGGCUUGGGCUCAGGCACCCAUUGGCUAUUCCCUUAGUCUGGUUUUAGGUGGUCUAUUUUUUGCAAAACCCAUGCGUUCCAAAGGCUAUGUGACAAUGUUAGACCCGUUUCAACAGCUUUAUGGAAAAAGAAUGGGAGGGCUGCUGUUUAUACCCGCUCUAAUGGGAGAGAUGUUUUGGGCCGCAGCCAUCUUCUCUGCAUUAGGUGCCACCAUAAGUGUGAUCAUUGAUAUUGAUGUCAAUAUUUCAGUGAUUGUUUCUGCCCUGAUUGCAAUUAUGUACACUCUGGUGGGUGGACUCUACUCAGUGGCCUACACUGAUGUGGUUCAGCUCUUCUGCAUCUUCCUGGGGCUGUGGAUCAGUGUUCCUUUUGCAAUGUCACAUCCUGCAGUUAAAAACAUUGGAUUCACAGCUGCGCAGAAAGAGUCUUGGCUUGGAUCCAUUGAAUCACUUGAUGUCUACUCAUGGCUUGACAAUUUCUUUUUACUGAUGUUGGGAGGAAUCCCAUGGCAAGCAUAUUUUCAGCGAGUUCUUUCUUCUUCGUCUGCCACAUAUGCUCAAGUAUUAUCCUUUCUGGCUGCUUUUGGCUGUCUUGUGAUGGCCCUUCCUGCGAUACUCAUUGGUGCAAUAGGAGCAUCAACAGAUUGGAACAAGACUAUGUAUGGUUUACCAGACCCCACAGAGAGGCAAGAAGCAGAUAUGAUUUUACCAAUUGUGCUUCAAUAUCUUUGUCCUGUCUAUAUUUCUUUCUUUGGCCUUGGUGCAGUAUCUGCUGCUGUAAUGUCAUCAGCUGACUCUUCAAUCUUAUCAGCGAGUUCUAUGUUUGCUCGAAACAUUUACCAACUUUCAUUUCGACAAAAUGCUUCAGACAGAGAAAUAAUUUGGGUCAUGCGAAUCACUAUUUUUGUCUUUGGAGCAGCAGCAACAGCAAUGGCACUGCUAGCUAAGUCAGUUUAUGGACUCUGGUAUCUCAGUUCUGAUCUUGUUUACAUCAUCAUCUUCCCUCAACUCUUAUGUGUGUUAUUUAUCAAAGGAACCAACACUUAUGGUGCCAUUGCAGGAUAUUUGUUUGGCCUCCUUCUCAGAAUUACUGGAGGAGAACCAUACCUCUACCUUCAGCCCUUGAUCUUCUAUCCUGGUUACUACGCAGAUAAAAAUCAUAUAUACAUCCAACGCUUCCCAUUUAAAGCACUUGCUAUGCUUACCUCCUUCUUCACUAAUAUUGCAGUCUCCUACCUAGCAAAAUAUUUAUUUGAAAGCGGUUCUUUGCCACCAAAAUUAGACUUCCUUGAUGCUGUUGUUGCGAGGUACAGUCAAGAAAACAUGGACAAAACAACUCUUGUAAAAAGUGACAAUAUUAUAUUAAAUGAACUUGCACCUGUGAACCCUCGGCGCAGUCUGACUCUGAACUCAACUUUCACAAAUAAGGAGGCCUUCAGUGACAUUGAUUCAAGUCCAGAGCUAUCCAAUGCUGAAGAUAACUUGGUGACCAACACAAAAUGA